UGUCUGUGUUGGCCGACAUUACUGCUGACAGCACAAAAGACACAAGUGUUUUGGUAGAUGGAGAUAUUGAUACUUGUGUUACGGCGACUACGAUAAAUGUUACAUGGAGUCGAGCCUAUCCCAUCACAUGGAUACGUGUACAAAGUUUCGAUCAGUCUCACAGUAUGGCUGUGAAGUUCAAGAAAAGCUCUAGCGAUUUCACGCUGAUCACUUGUGAUAAAGAAACAGUUUACAAGUCAGAUAAUGGAACGGUGGAUUUUGUCUGCGAAUUACAAUUUCCCGUAGUGGCUAUGUCUGUCUCAUUCACAGCUAGCACUGUGGUCUGUUCUAUUUACAUCAGUGGAGGAAGAAAUGUGGCACUGAAGCAGCCUGCCGAACAGUCUAGCCUCUACACGGGUCUCUACAGGCAAGGAAUCUACGGCCUGGCACCGUAUGCCGUAGACGGCAACACCAACAGUUCCUGGAACAGCAGUUCCUGCACUCACACAUCAGACGAUGACCUUAAUCCGUACUGGAAGGUCACGUUUAUAAAACCUUAUCUGGUCAACAGAUAUGUUAUAUUCAACCGAUUCGACCCGUUGCCAGCUAAUGACUCUAAUCCAAACGUCUUUAAGUUGGGAUCCCGGGCUCAGAUCUGUAAGGAGUCCCUCACUCCACCCAGCUCUUAG
Messenger RNA from Physella acuta, 668 nucleotides. RefSeq names its product fucolectin-5-like. The record is from RefSeq and is a predicted model, not a curated record. Lineage: Eukaryota; Metazoa; Mollusca; Gastropoda; Physidae.